Messenger RNA from Zophobas morio, 905 nucleotides. Its product is annotated as brachyurin-like. The transcript is spliced from 7 exons. Gene Ontology annotation, molecular function: serine-type endopeptidase activity. Bases 21 to 854 code for a protein of 277 amino acids. The record is from RefSeq and is a predicted model, not a curated record. NCBI's taxonomy places the organism in Eukaryota, Metazoa, Arthropoda, Insecta, Coleoptera, Tenebrionidae. Gene Ontology annotation, biological process: proteolysis.
AAUGCAGUCAAUUCCUAUAAAUGUUUUUUUUUCCUACAAACACAAAAUAUUCUGUUGUUAAAAUGCAUCUGAAAGUUGCGGCAUCUUUUCUACUACUACUAGCUUUGAUUAAUGUCCACCAGACGGAAGAGAUUUCUAGAGAUUCAAGAAUAAUUGGUGGACUUGACGCUAACGCCGGACAAUACAAAUUUGCCGCUGCUAUCACUGUUACUACAGAAACUAGCAGAUUCUUUUGCGGAGGAUCUCUUCUUACAAACCAGUGGAUUAUAACUGCCGGACAAUGCGUUAACGGGGCAACGCUAUUUACAAUUCAGAUAGGGUCCAACAAAUUAACCGAGGAUGAUACCAAUCGAGUAAUUGUUGCCACGUCAGAAUACGUUAUACAUCCAGAAUUCAACCCAACUACACUGGAAAAUGACGUAGGACUUAUCAAACUAAGAAUUCCAGUAGAGUUUACAAACUACGUUAACACAAUAUACUAUGCAGACUCCACUCCAGUAGGAAAUUCUACUAGUCUCGUGGCAAUAGGAUGGGGACAGACUAGUGAUGACGAUCCUGAGUUGUCUGAGCAUCUUCAGGGGGUUCAAGUAGUCUCAAUAUCAAAUGAAGAAUGUAGAUUCACAUAUGGGAGCCAACUUACUGAUAACAUGCUUUGUGUCGCUGGAUCUUAUAAUGAAGGAACCUGCAUAGGUGACACAGGUAGCGCACUAAUACAAAUUGUAAGUAGAGGAGCACAGGUGCACACAGGAAUUGCAAGUUUUGUAAGUGGAAAUGGCUGUCAGAGUACUGAUCCUUCGGGAUAUACAAGGACACAUCCCUAUCUUGACUGGAUAAAAAGUAUAAUUCUUGCCUAAAAGAGAUUUUCACUUCAAUAAAGAGUUUCUCAAAACAAAAUUUUCUAAAAA